Molecule: messenger RNA, 2529 nt
Organism: Nymphalis io (European peacock)
Lineage: Eukaryota; Metazoa; Arthropoda; Insecta; Lepidoptera; Nymphalidae
Product: sodium-independent sulfate anion transporter-like
Exons: 12
Coding region: 207-2021 (604 amino acids)
Biological process (GO): transmembrane transport
Cellular component (GO): membrane
Molecular function (GO): sulfate transmembrane transporter activity
Source: RefSeq, a predicted model, not a curated record
CGUUGCCGAAUGCGCAGGCUAAAAAGAAUUCGCGCGCAUGCGUCAAUAAAAGCGCGGGAAAAUAUUUAGCUUAUCCAAUUUCAACGUGUUAAUUAUUAUUAUGGUUUACUGUUAUUUUAGAAUGAAUAACAUAUAUAAUAUUUGUUCGUGUAUGUGGUUAUGAAAUUGAUUUCUUCACGCUAAUAUAAAAUAAAAGUUGCAGGGCAAUGUUGUUGGACCCAAGGCGCAUUGUUGGGCGGGUUUUCCCCAUAUUUCGUUGGUCGAGACGAUAUGAUACAAGGACUGGAUUUUUGGAUUUGAUUGCUGGUAUAACAGUAGCCCUUACGUUAAUCCCGCAGUCCAUAGCUUACGCUUCUCUUGCAGGAUUCGAACCACAGUAUGGUCUGUACGCGUCAUUCGUUGGGGGCUUUGUCUAUGCUGUAAUGGGCAAUUGCCCACAAAUAAAUAUCGGACCAACUGCUUUACUCUCUCUCCUCACAUUCACAUACACGAAUGGCACAAACUAUGACUAUGGAGUAUUGCUUUGUUUCGUUGGUGGUAUUAUCCAACUUAUCGCUGGCAUCGUCCAACUUGGUUUCCUCGUAGAGUUUGUAUCAUUACCAGUUGUAUCUGGUUUUACGUCAGCUGCUGCGAUUACUAUAGCGACUUCUCAGAUCAAGGGUCUCUUAGGUCUUAAAUUUAACGCUGAAACUUUCAUAUCAACAUGGCGUCAAGUGAUCUACAAUAUAGGAAGUACGAGGCUUGAAGACACUGUCCUUGGAUUAUCUUGCUGCAUUGUUCUAAUGGGAAUGAAGGCUCUAAAGGAUAUACGUUUGAAAAACUCAAAAGAUGAGAAGGGUGGACGCAUACUUCUACUACAGCGCAGCCUUUGGUUCGCGGGCAUUUCGCGGAACGCCAUUAUCGUCGUGAUCGCAUCUGUUGUGGCCUUCCUCGUUCAUGAAGAUAAAGAUAAUCCUUUGAUACUAACUGGUAACAUAACACCAGGAUUGCCCAUGCCGCAGCUUCCCCCAUUCUACACUAUGAUUGGAAAUACGACAAUUUCCGCGGGAGAGAUGUUAUCACAUCUUGGAUCUGGACUUCUGGUGGUUCCACUCGUUGGUAUCAUAUCAAAUGUUGCAAUUGCGAAAGCUUUCACAAAAGACAGGACUUUGGACGCCACUCAAGAAAUAGUCGCUUUGGGCGCUUGCAACAUUAUUGGCGCUUUCUUUCGCUCCUUACCAGUGAACGGAUCGUUCAGCAGAAGCGCUGUCAGCGACGCGUCGGGAGUUAAAACUCCUGCUGCUGGAUUUUAUACUGGUAUUAUAGUACUCCUGACGCUGGGCUUGCUGACGCCUUACUUCUACUUCAUACCUCGCGCGGCGCUUUCCGCCGUCAUCGUGUGCGCUGUACUAAACAUGGUGGACAUCGCCAUACUCAAGAGACUAUGGCAAAGUAACAGACUCGACUUAAUCCCGUUGUUGGGCACAUUUGUGUUUUGUCUCGCGCUGGGAGUAGAAGUGGGGCUGGGCUGUGGUGUCGUCAUAGACAUCUUGCUGCUACUAUACUAUCAGUCUCGCCCGAGGCUGGAUAUAAAAUAUGUGAAUGAAAGUAGGUAUCCUCCACAUUAUUCAAUACAACCAAUUGGUGGAUUACACUUCGCGAGCGCUGAAAAACUUCGAACCAAAAUUGUGUCGCUAAAAAAUAAAAACAAUUUAGUUACAUUAGAUAGUCUCACAGUGAUACCGAAUGGGGUGGUAAUGAACGGUGUAGCGGAACAUAGAUCGGGAUCAAACGUGCUCGUGGUGCAUUGUGACGCGAUAUGCAGAUUGGAUUAUACAUUUCUACAGAGUCUCAAGAUGCUUGUGCAGGAGUGGUCGCAUAAUGGCCGAGUAGUAUGGUGUGACGCAAGCCCCUUGAUCAAGGAGCAACUCAACACUGUCAUACAAGAGCCCUUAUACUGUCAUACCGAGGAACUUGGAGUAUUUUUAAUAGAAAUAACAAUGGCAACGCUAACGGGUAAUACCAGUGAUACCAGACUUUAGAGUUGAAUUAAUUUUUCAUGUUAUUAUAAUGUUGGUUUACCUACAUUUUUUUGUUUCCAGUAUUAUUUAACAUUAUUUGUUUUUUAAUACUGCAUUUGUAAAGAGCGAGAUUUUUUUGCUAUCUACUAUUAAAUUAUUAAAACGAAAAUUGUUUCCUUAACGAUUUUUAACUAUCUAUAAAUAACAAUUUUUUUUGUUUCAUAGUACCUAUAAUGUUUUACUCAUCCUAAAAUAUCAACCACAUAUGUUUUUAAUAGUGGGAAGUGAUUCUACAUGUAUUUCUCUCACUAUUUCUCUUUCAAUGAAACAUGGUAUAUAGAGGUAUUUUUAAUUUGUCGCGAAAGUUUAAAAUUAAUAAUAAUAUUUCUUCUAUAUUUAUAAAUAUAACUUCAGUACUAAUUAAGCCAGAAAGAAAGCAAAGGCCGGAUAACUGUUUACAUAAAAAAGUAUGAAUAAAAGUAAGAUAAGAGUGUUAAAAGAAUACCAAUCAUCCUAUAAUUAAUUUAGU